GUUCUUCACUGACAACUUUCCAGCGCGCGGAAUUGUACAAGGAGUGGAAUCGCAGUGAAUACUUUUUACACGUUUUAUUGUCUUGCCAACUGUUUAAACAUUAUUUUAUCCUAAAACCUAAGGUAACGGCACCAUGUGGAACCAAGGGGGAUCAUACGGUGAAUCAAACAUGGUUGGUGGAUACACUCAGUCCCCGGGAGGAUUCGCAUCACCUGCUGCCUCCCAGGGAGGAGAGAAGAAAGGGAGACAACGUGCCCAACAGAUUGUCCCCUGCACAGUGUCCCAGCUCAUGUCUGCUGCCCAAGCAGAGGAUGUCUUCAGAGUGGGAGAGGUAGAGGUUGCCCAGGUUACCAUUGUGGGCAUCAUCAGAACCACUGACAAAUCCAUGACCAACAUCCAGUACAAAGUCGAUGACAUGACAGGGGCCCCUAUGGACGUGAAGCAGUGGGUAGAUACGGAGGAUCCCAGUGUGGACAGCACUGUCAUCCCGCCAGGCACUUACGUCAAGGUCUCUGGCAAUUUGCGUUCCUUCCAGAACCACAGGUCUGUGGUGGCGUUCAGCGUCCGGCCCCUAGAGGACAUGAACGAGAUCACCUCCCACAUGCUGGAGGUGGUGCAGGCACACGUACUGUUCAGCAAACCACAGACUAUUAUGAUGGGCGGAGGAGGGGGAAUGAACACUAGCAUGGUGCCCAUGUCACGGCCGGGAAUGGGUAGCAACAUGGGAAGUGGAUACUCGGGUGCCAACGACAUGUCCGCUAACGGCCUGAGCCCGAGCCAGAACCAGGUGCUGAGCUUGAUAAGGAGCUGUCCAGACGCACAGGGUAUCAGCAUACAGGAUUUGAAGCAGAGACUCAGCGGCAUGAGCUUGGCUGUCAUCAAGCAAGCAGUGGAGUUCCUCAGCAACGAAGGACACAUCUUCUCCACCAUCGACGAGGAUCACUUCAAGUCUACGGACAAUGACGACUAAAGCAUCUCUCCAUUCCCUGUUAGCACUAAGAACAUGAUCAUAGUCUUGGGACCAUUCUCAACACACUGUGCACUAUGAGCGGACGGUUGUAUAUAAGAAUAACACACAAAAUCCUCUCAGAAUUUUAAGACAAUAGAACCUGUAGUCAUUCAUGGAACAGUGAUUCAUACUGAGGAACAUAAAGGGAUGUGUCUAUAUAAUCCUAAGGGUUUCUGUGAAAUGAGGCCUUCUUGGUUAGACUGACGUGGAUGCCAGUGUUCACACAUCCUGUUUCAACUUCUGUUAAUGAUACCACAGUAAGAGUGGGUGCAUCACAGUCCAAUGGUUUUUCUCACGGUGAAUGCAAUCUAAGAGUGACUGACCAGUUCUCUGAAUCAUCGGUCUUGGUAGUUGUCAUUUAAAAAAUGGUGAACAGAAUGCAAAACUUUGCUAUUCUAUUCAGAUGUUCUGUAUGUUUUGUUUUUGUCUCUAGUAAACAUAUAUUUUCAGAAAAAUGUCA
Messenger RNA from Coregonus clupeaformis (lake whitefish), 1469 nucleotides. Its product is annotated as replication protein A 32 kDa subunit. Lineage: Eukaryota; Metazoa; Chordata; Actinopteri; Salmoniformes; Salmonidae. Gene Ontology annotation, molecular function: DNA binding. Gene Ontology annotation, biological process: double-strand break repair via homologous recombination; DNA replication; nucleotide-excision repair. The transcript is spliced from 9 exons. The record is from RefSeq and is a predicted model, not a curated record. Gene Ontology annotation, cellular component: DNA replication factor A complex; chromosome, telomeric region; nucleus. Bases 134 to 970 code for a protein of 278 amino acids.